UAUCGGAGCAAGACUCAACUGGAUACUACAUUUUGGAUUGGCACCUCGAUUUAAUAGCAAUGUAAAAGUGAUACAGAAACGUGACCAAUGCCUAUUCCUUGAGGUUGACAUCGUUCCAGAAGAGUUCCAUCAGAACGUGCCCACAACCGUUCCGCUUCUCGGGGAUAUCGGAGAGACACUUUACUCGAUGUUAACGGAACUAGACGACUGGAAAUAUUCGGAGAAUAGCAAGUGGAUGAUGGAUUUACUAGCGAAUGCUCAGAAAAACAGAGACACUGUUGAACGUAUGGCGGCUGACCAUUCUGUUCCUCUCAACUACUAUGCUGCUUACACGCCGAUCCGCAAAUUCCUCGAACAGAGUGAUGUCCUCGUAGUGAACGAAGGCGCGAACACGAUGGACAUCGGACGGACGAUGAUGCCGUCUGUACUGCCACGUAGUCGACUCGAUGCUGGAACAUUCGGUACAAUGGGUGUAGGCCACGGCUACUCAUUAGCGGCAGCUCUAUAUUGCCGUGAUCAUUCGCCAAAAACUAAAGUUCUUGUCGUGCAAGGAGAUAGUGCGUUCGGAUUUUCGGCUAUGGAACUCGAAACUAUUGCCAGGUAUCCUGUCCUAUCUCUGUCGGCGGAGUGUCGUUACGACGAACUGUGUAAAGCCCUGGGUGGAGACGGCUAUUUCGUUCGCAGUGUUCCCGAAAUUGAGCAAGCUCUCGCGGAGGCAUUCCGAAAAACCGACGGUCCAAGCGUGAUUAAUGUGAUCAUAUCAACAGAUUCGGAAAGGAAAGCCCAGCUUCAUCCAUGGUUGGCUCGUUCAAAAGUAUGA
Molecule: messenger RNA, 820 nt
Organism: Haemonchus placei
Lineage: Eukaryota; Metazoa; Nematoda; Chromadorea; Rhabditida; Trichostrongylidae
Source: the annotation of a GenBank genome assembly